AUCUGAGUCCUGUUUGGUGGGGCCAGGGAAGGGGACAGUUGCUUUUUGUUUACAUUACACAGACUUCCUAGAUUCAUGUCACCACUGCUCUUAAGAGUUCAUGAAUAUAUCUUUUGGAAAACAGCUUAAAAUUAAAUUAAAGAUGUUUCUCUUUCUUCUAUUAAUGAUCACGGAUUUAUCAACAAAUGCUCAAGAAGUUACCUGUGAAGAGGAACAGCUCAUCAAGGUUGACAUUUUAAUCGGACAUCCAGGUAUUUCUCCACCUUAUAAACCUGGACAUAUUUUAGUUUUUCGCUGCACUAAUAUGAACCUGAAGAUGCAAGGACAACAAACAAUUGAAUGCCUUUCAAAUGGAAAAUGGAAUUACCCGUAUCCACGAUGUGAAGAAGUAAGAUGUCUUCUAAGCUCGAAACAGAAUAAUAUGAAAAUGGAGCUAUUUCCUGAUUUUGAGUGUCCAGUAAAACCUGGGUAUAAUGUAACAUUUUCAUGCAAUGGACAAGGACAGGUUUUAACAGGACAGAGAGAAAUCACCUGCCAGUCAAACGGAAAAUGGAGCAGCCCAUUCCCUACAUGUAAAGAGAGUACAUGUGAAGUUCCACUCGACCAGCAUGUGUUUAAAGCACAAGAAAACUUCAGAGGAGAAAUAACAAUGGGAUCAAAACACAUUUACUCUUGUGAGUCUGGGUAUGAAAAAAUGGCAGAAGAGGCCACAUGUACACGAGACGGAUGGACACCAAACCCACUGUGCGCUGUGAUGACAGGCUCAGGGAGAUGUGGGUCACCUCCACAAGUGAACAAUGCAGAUACAGUACAAAUGACAAAAAAUGAAUACAGUACAGGAGAGAGAGUUGAAUACAGCUGCUUUAAUAAAUACACAAUGGAUCAGCAACACCCUUACACCAGAUACCUGACCUGUCAGCAAGGCCAAUGGACUGGGAUUAUUAAGUGUUUAAAGCCCUGUACAGUGACAAAGGAGAUAAUGGAUGAAAGAGGGAUAGAUUUGGCCUAUAGUAAUCAUCAAAAGAUGUUUGCAGAACAUAAUGAUCACAUCACCUUUGAUUGUCUGCCGGAAAAAUCUUCACUAGGUAUUAAGUUCAGACAAAAGUGUAAUGAUGGAGAAAUUAUUUUACCUCUGUGUGUGUGACAGUGGAAAUAAAAUAUCAUCUGUAUUACUGCACAAACAAAAUGAACAGAUAUAAAUAAAUAUUUUUGUCUCAUAAAGAAAAAGAUUGAACACUUA
This is a messenger RNA of Puntigrus tetrazona (Sumatra barb), 1240 nucleotides long. RefSeq names its product complement factor H like 5 (gene cfhl5). The record is from RefSeq and is a predicted model, not a curated record. The coding region runs from base 101 to 1144 and encodes 347 amino acids. NCBI's taxonomy places the organism in Eukaryota, Metazoa, Chordata, Actinopteri, Cypriniformes, Cyprinidae. The transcript has 7 exons.